This is a messenger RNA of Plasmodium gallinaceum, 2010 nucleotides long. Its product is annotated as serine repeat antigen, putative. Lineage: Eukaryota; Apicomplexa; Aconoidasida; Haemosporida; Plasmodiidae. The record is from RefSeq and is a predicted model, not a curated record. Gene Ontology annotation, molecular function: cysteine-type endopeptidase activity. Gene Ontology annotation, cellular component: lysosome. The transcript has 5 exons. Bases 1 to 2010 code for a protein of 669 amino acids.
AUGAGAAAUUGUUUUUUGGCUGGUAGUCUUGAUUUUUCAAAGUGUAUUUUAUGUGAAGAAAAAUUUUAUAAUAUACAACCUUGUAUUCAACACCCACAAAAUUUUUUAUUGUCUAAGGGGGAGAUUAAAGCAUUUAUUGAAUUACAAGAAGAAGAUUAUUUAACUAGAGAACAAAUGAGAGCAUUAAUAGAAGAAAUAAUUAAAAUAUCUCUUUAUAGAAUAAAAAAAAGAUUAAAUGAUGAACAUUCAAUGAGUGAUGAUUUAAAAAAAAAAAUAAAGAAAUUGUGUUUAUAUUCUAAUUUUUAUGAUAAUUAUGAAAAUGCAAGAAAUCAUAUGCAAGCAAGUGUCGUUGAAGUAGAACAACAUAUUCGAAAAAUUGUUAAAAAAUUUAUGAAUGAAAAAGAUAAUAUAGAACAUAUGUAUGAUUCAUUAAGUAAUCCUGCUUUAUGUUUAAAAGAUCCAGGACAGUGGAUAAGAGAUAGAGCAGGAUAUAAAGAUAUUGAUAUACCUUCUGCUGGUAUUAUACCUGAAAAGAAACUUUUCAAAUCUUAUAUGCUUAAUUCUCUAAAUAAUUCUUUAUAUAGUUCAAAAUAUAAUUGCAAUAGACAAUUUUGUAAUAGAUUUGCUGAUACAAAUGAAUGUGAACAUAAUAUCAGAGUUCUUAAUCAAGGAAAAUGUGGGAAUUGUUGGGCUUUUGCUUCUUCAACUGUUAUAUCUGCUUAUAGAUGCAGAAAGGAUUUAGGAUUUGCUGAACCUUCAGUUAAAUAUGUAACUUUAUGUAAGAAUAAAUAUAACAAUAAUGGAAUAGAUCUAUUUGGUCAUUAUAAUGAUAAUAUAUGUAAAGAAGGUGGACAUAUAGUCUUUUUUUUAAAUACGGUGGAAAAAACAGGUAUGCUACCAACUUCUCAUGAUGUUCCUUAUUAUGCACCUUUAAAAAGUUCUGAAUGUCCUAAAUCUAAAUCAUCAUGGAGUAAUAUAUGGGAUCAAGUAAAUUUAUUUGACAAAAUAUACAAUGGAUAUAUGUAUCAUGGUUUUUUGAAAAUUUCCUUUGGUGAUUAUGUAGAACAAGGAAAAACAACUGAAUUAAUAAAUAUAAUAAAAGAUUAUAUAAUAGAUCAAGGUGCUUUAUUUGUAUCUAUGACAAUAACUGAAAAAUUAAGUUUCGAUCACGAUGGAGAAAAAGUAAUGAUUAGUUGUCAACAUAAUGAAACUCCUGAUCAUGCUUUGGCUCUCAUAGGAUUUGGUGAUUAUAUAAUGCCAUCAGGGAAGAAAAGUUCAUAUUGGCUAAUAAGAAAUAGCUGGGGAGCACAUUGGGGAGAUAAAGGAAAUUUUAAGUUAGAUGUAUAUGGAUCACCAAAUUGUAAUGGGCAUGUUUUAUAUAAUGCUUUUCCUUUACUUUUAGAAAUGAAUGGAAAAAAAAUAAAUGCUCCAUUACCUAAUGAUACAGCUUCAACGGAUGUUAAAACAAGGUAUGAUUUCCAUGGAUUUGGUUCACAUAAAGAAAAUAAUUUCUCACCACAUAAUAUGAAUAUCGAUAGAAAUAGAUUAUACCCAAACCCAUUUGGUGAUUCUUAUCCUUUUAGGAAACCCAAUCAUAAUACUUAUUAUGAUCCUAUAAAUCCUUAUGCAAUUCCGAGAGAUCAAAAUUAUAAUCCCAAUAAAGAUUCUUCUUAUGGAAAUAAUGAUUAUGCUUAUCCUCGAGAUAACAGUAGAGAUAGAUCAGGAAUUAUAUAUAAUCGUGAUAUAAGAAAUCUUAGAAGAGUUUUUAAAUCACAAAUAAUUGCUCAAAUUGGAGAUUUUAUAUAUAAAAGAUCUAUUUAUUCAAAAAGAAAAGAUGAGAUUAAAGAACCAUAUUCGUGUUUAAGAACAUUUUCAAUGGAUUCAUUAUCAGAUUCUACAUGCCGUAAUAAUUGUCAUCAAUUCAUAAGUGAAUGCAAAUAUAGUUCAUCAAUUGGAGAAUGUUUAAUGAAACGUUCACCAAAUUAUAAAUGUAUUUAUUGUGGAAUGUAA